This is a messenger RNA of Calypte anna (Anna's hummingbird), 529 nucleotides long. RefSeq names its product mal, T cell differentiation protein (gene MAL). Gene Ontology annotation, molecular function: structural constituent of myelin sheath. NCBI's taxonomy places the organism in Eukaryota, Metazoa, Chordata, Aves, Apodiformes, Trochilidae. The coding region runs from base 1 to 465 and encodes 154 amino acids. The transcript is spliced from 4 exons. Gene Ontology annotation, biological process: myelination. The record is from RefSeq and is a predicted model, not a curated record. Gene Ontology annotation, cellular component: membrane.
AUGUCCUCGACAACUUCCACCGCUUCUUUGCCCAGCGGCCUGGCUGUCCUGACAACUUUCCCAGAUGUGCUCUUCAUCCCAGAAUUUAUCUUUGGGGGCCUUGUCUGGAUCCUGGUGGCAUCCUCCCAUGUCCCAGACCCCAUGCUGCAAGGCUGGGUGAUGUUUGUCUCCGUGUUCUGCUUUGUCAUGUCCACCACCCUCCUGUGCCUCUACCUCUGUGGGGCACACGGCGGCAGCAGAUCCUGGGUCACCUUGGAUGCCACUUGCCAGGUAAUAGCAUCUCUGUUUUACCUCAGCGCUGCCGUGUUGGAAGCCUUCUUCACCUAUGCUGCAGGCUUGGUACCUGACAGCUCUGUGGCUGAAGUCUACAGGGAGAACAUUGCUGCUGUGGUAUUUGCAUUCUUAGCUACCCUGGUCUACGUGAUCCAUAAGGUGUUCUCACUCCUGCGAUGGAAAUCAUCCUAAAAGCUUCCCCUCACCAAGUGUCUUAUGGUCACCCCAUGAAUAUGGAAGUUGUUCAAUGACUGCA